AAGCAUGCACAACUUACACACAGAAUAUAACACAACACCAUUCCCAUUAACAUGCCAAGGGUAUAAUGGAGGGAUUAUGUAGCUGCAUCAAACUACAAUAUAUGUACAAACAGAGAGAGAGAGAGAGAGACUGAGACUGGGCAUGGAGGGUAGAGGGGUAGGGGUUUCAUAUUCAGAACUGAGAUGAUUGUUGAGUGUGCAACACAAGAAGUGAGUGGAAGCACCUGUUGGGACUAUGUAGACUUGUUCAGCAUUCAGGAUGUGAAAGAAAUAGAGAGAGUCCAAGAGAGCAGGGUGAAAGAGUAAAGUGAGAGUGAGAAUAAAAUGAGGAGGUUGAGUAUGUUUGUCUGUUCAUACCUUUCAGAAUAUGUGCAUAUCCAUUUGUAUGAGUAGUUGAUAUGGCAGCCCUAACAGUUGUGAUCAGGGGGUCCAAAUGAUGGAGACCCCCACCACAAAUGAAAUGCCAUAAUGGGGUGGUUUAAAAUCUGAGUUGCAGCAGCAGCAGCAGCAAGAGCAGCCACAUUUAUGGAGGAACAGAUUUGUCCCCAGCCCUAGAGAAAGGUGGGUGACAUCAAGGGAGAAAAACUGAGAGGGAGAGAAGAAGGGCAGGGGUGCAGCAUUAGAGGGUGCAAUAGCUAUGGUGGAAGCUCAGCGAGCACUGCUUGAUGAGCUCAUGGGAACAGCAAGGGACCUGACAGCUGAAGAGAGGAAAGGCCAUUGCGAGAUGCAAUGGGAUGACCCCCUUGUAUGCACGUGCUUCCUCGUCAACUUCUGCCCACAUGACCUGUUUGUGAACACAAAGAGUGACCUUGGGCCCUGCCCAAAGAUUCAUGAUCCCAAGCUUAAGGAAAGCUACCAGCAAUCAACCCGCCACGACAACUAUGUACCUCGGUUUGAGGCACAGCUCUUCCAAUUCUGUGAGAAGCUGGUACAAGACCUGGACCGCAAGGUUCGACGAGGCCGGGAACGCCUUGCUCAAGAUGCCAAUACCUCCACAAUGUUGAUGCCCAUCUCCACUGAGAAGUCCGACUUGCUUGUGAACAUUGAAGAAAGCAUCAAAAAGCUUCUGGAGAAGAUUGAGGUGUUUGGGGAGGUGGGUCAAGUGGACGAGGCUGAGGCUUUGAUGAAGAAGGUGGAUAUGUUGAAUAUGGAGAAGGCCAUCCUGACACAGCAAAUCACAAAUGAGCGAGGGCUCAUUCUGUCACAGGAGAAGAAGAUGGCGCUGUGUGAGACUUGUGGGUCCUUUCUCGUGGCCAAUGAUGCCACUGAGCGCACCCAUUCUCACAUGACCGGCAAACAACAUGUGGGCUAUGGUCUCGUCCGCCACUACCUCCUUCACUACCAGGCACAGAGGGAGAAAUCAAGGGAUGAGAACCAGGCAACGAUGCCAAGUGGGGAGGACCUCAGCCCAAUCAGGGUGGGGGGCAGCGUGGACAAGAAGAAGAAGCAUAACAACAACAACAACCAGGACGAGGGUGGGAAGGAUAAGCUCUCCCCUGCAAGAGAGAAAGAGAAAGAUAGAGACAGGGAGAAAGGCAGGGAGAAGGAGAAGGAGAGGGAGAAAGACAGAGACAGGGAAAAGAGCAGGGCGAAAGAGAAAGACAAGUGGAGGCGAGAGUGGUCGCGCAAGCACAGCGACCCCCUUUGGCACACAACCUCCCCUUACCGACACCACCUCAACGGAGGAGGAGACGCCGACUGCCGCAAACGCCGCCGCACCGACCAUGCCGGCGCCAACUAACACGUCUUCCCCCCCACAUCCCCGCCUUUUUCCCAUCCAUUCGCUCAUUCAUCCGUCACAAUGACGUGCCUUUAUUAGAUGAAUGAAUCUAAGGUUGGACGGAUGGACGGACAGAUAUCCGUCUUCCUUCAUCCGUCCGUCAAAUCAUGUCGGUCCCAGUCCGGUCCGGUUCUCAGCAACAGGCACAAUUUCUCGCUGCAAUGCAAUGCUGAGCCACCUGUUCCUCCACUUCCCAUCACAUUCGUGCUCUUGUUGAGCAUCAUUUCUACCACUGAACACUGUGCUCACCUUCUCCAUUAUAACUCACUUGGGGUUGUUUUAAAAAGCAACCCUCAUUGUUCUAUCAAUGAAAACACUACAACACAACAAUUACCAACACCAAAUGGCUUUCUCAUGA
Molecule: messenger RNA, 2138 nt
Organism: Physcomitrium patens
Lineage: Eukaryota; Viridiplantae; Streptophyta; Bryopsida; Funariales; Funariaceae
Biological process (GO): mRNA splice site recognition
Cellular component (GO): U1 snRNP
Molecular function (GO): mRNA binding
Source: RefSeq, a predicted model, not a curated record